This is a messenger RNA of Eriocheir sinensis (Chinese mitten crab), 2597 nucleotides long. Its product is annotated as transmembrane protein 138-like. The transcript has 5 exons. The coding region runs from base 210 to 686 and encodes 158 amino acids. Lineage: Eukaryota; Metazoa; Arthropoda; Malacostraca; Decapoda; Varunidae. The record is from RefSeq and is a predicted model, not a curated record. Gene Ontology annotation, cellular component: cilium.
GUAAACAACAACAACACACCUGCCGCCGCCCAGCUGAUCCUGGCGUCCCUGCAUUCCACGGCGAUUUUUGUUCCUUUCGAGCAGCCACAGGAAUGAUUGAAGGAUAAAUGGCGAUCACCGUCAAGCCAUAGCUCUACGACACCCCUAGAAGUGACCUGAGUGUGAGGGAAAGGAGAGAUGAGCUGAAUUGAAGUACACAGCGGUGAGUGAUGGUGGCCCUGGGUAGCCUUGGACGUUAUCGUUGGCUGAGUGGCACGUCCCUGGUGCUUCUCUCAGCCGACCUCACUCUCAACGCCCUCUUCCAGGUCUUUACUUACAACCACCUCCUUACACUCCUCAUAUACAUCAUUCAAGAUGUGUGCCUUAUAUUCUCUCUCAUCCUUCUCUGCCUUGCUCUGUUCUCCACAUCAUACUCUCAGGCUGGACUUGUUGGUGAGCUGGUGCAGAGAUUCCUGUGGUGCAUCUGUAAUGCCGUCAUCUACCUUGGCCUCUCCCUCGGGUUCCACUCCUGGUCACUGAAGGAAGCGUGGCAGAAACCUGAUGUUUAUAUAUGGACACACGGCAUGGUCGCCCUCUUUGUCGUUCAGAGGACAGUUGGCUGUUUGCACUACCACCUCUACAAGAAGACAAUACUGCAGCUGUCGGACAAAAGUUUCUACAGCACACUUGCCGUUGCUGUCUACUAAUAAUUCAUGAUCGUGUAUUAGGCUGUAUUCGCCAAUUCAGACACACCCUCCCAAUCAGUACUCAUAGCAGGAUAAUUUAUUGAGGGGCAGUGGUCUAGGGGGUUUUAGCAUAAAGAAGUGAAGAGCUGAAGUGAGGCUGUUUGAACCACUGCCGCUGCGUGAUGCCAGGAAGGGAAUCUGAUCCUAAACCCCUAGAGAAAAACCCUAUAAGAACUUGAGUAAAAACUGUCACGAGGAAGCAGGAUAAUCUACUCUCUGGAAAUUUAAGCCAAGGUAUGAAAAUUAGUAAUCAAAAUGAAGGUUGAUAAGCAGUAUUUUGGCAGUAUAGUAAAUUUUUAUACCUCAGCUAAGUUUUCAAAUCUUCUCUCUCUCUCUCUCUCUCUCUCUUGAUAUGAGUACUUAUUUGAAAUGGUGUGUACUAAUUAGUUAACAUAUCCUAAGCACACAAAAUAUCUGGGAGGGCUUAGCAAUGUAAGGCAACUGUGAAAAUUACUGUGAUUUAAAGUAUUUAAUGUUUUCAAAUACAGUGAUAUCUUGGAAUAGGAUAUUCAUCACUGCAGGAUGUUUUAUAAUUUUCUAAAUCAUGGCAUUUUGGGAAAAUACCUCUAUUACUCCUGUUGUGCCUCUGUAUCUUUCCGUCCACACCAUUACCUAAGAGUUUUCAUGGUAUUGGCCUUUUAUAAUUAUUAUAUAUGAAUCAUAUCUGUGGUAACAUCAUACAUCACUUAUAUAUUAUUGUCAACUAUUAUUCAUGCAGUGUAACAUGCAUAGUAUCACAAAAUUUACACUUAAACCAUUUACUGGCAUGUGGGACCAAAGAUGAAAAAGGUUGCUAUAUGAAUCUCGACUCACGGCCAUCACCAUCAUCAUCAGUGGCAGCAGCAGCCAUGGACAGAAUUGAGAUGACUCUUGGUGAAGGAAGUCAUCAGGUUAAAACAGUAAAAAAGCACCCCCCAAGUAAUAUUCAGGUUAUCAGUGCUGCCAAAUCUCACCCCUAUACUCUGUUCAUAAUAGCUAUAAAAUCAAGCACCUUGCCCAUUACCACUAAACAAUCCACAGGCAAGCCAUGUCCGUUUAGCUCAGGCUGCAUGUGACUGGUGGAUGCUGGGAAAGGCUGAAUCUUAUUGGUGGUUCCUGGGCUGGCAUGGAGGAGUCUUAUUUUCAUUCUCAUCAUAAAGAGGGUAUUCUAGUCACUAAGGGCCAUUUAUAGUCCAACAAAGCGUCGUCAUAAGCAUCCAACCCAAAGUAUACUAUCCAUGUUUGUCAGGCAUUCUACUAAGCACCAGACUCCAGAUAUUCCAUAAAGUAUCCUUGAAUUUGUGAUCCAUGUGAAUACCAAACUCUAUACAAGUUUUAGGUUGUCUUUGGUUUGUGAGCUUACACACCCAUUGUAUUGGACUGUGGAACUGGCCCUUAGUAAAUCUCACUCACUCUAGUCAGCAUCGUCUAGUCUUUUCUGCUGCUACUGCUGUCGCUCACUUCAUAUUUUACUUGCACCAUCACCAUUUCUUUUUGUGACAUAUUGCUUUAAGUCACUUCAUAGUCCUUUUUCCCACGUACAUAUCCUCACCUUAGUUCUUUGCAUCUUCACUCACAGAAUCUACUAACUACCCCUUAUUAUCUGCCUUCAUCUAGAUUAUGUGAUAUGACCUGUUAUGUAAAUGGUGAUAUGGCCUAAAAAGAAUCUCACAUAGUACAAAGAAUAUAUGUAGGUACCUGUCUGCACACUCCAUAUUAGCAUACACCAUUCCUCUCGUACUGUAUAACCACCACCACCGUUACUACUGCAGCUACAUCUAUUAUUUGCUACUGCUGAUAUACUAAUAGUGCCAAUAGAGCAGCUAUGGGGAAUAUCAGAUAUAAAAGAAGAGACAUAUCAGAACCAAAGAUAGUAUUUUGAAAUCCUGUACA